Necator americanus (New World hookworm) is the source of this 1602-nucleotide messenger RNA. RefSeq lists its product as uncharacterized. Lineage: Eukaryota; Metazoa; Nematoda; Chromadorea; Rhabditida; Ancylostomatidae. Bases 1 to 1602 code for a protein of 533 amino acids. The transcript has 13 exons. Gene Ontology annotation, molecular function: UDP-glycosyltransferase activity. The record is from RefSeq and is a predicted model, not a curated record.
AUGCUUCCUCUUCAAGUAUCAUCUUUUAUUCUGGCAUUGGUUCCAUGCAUUAUUUCCUAUAAAAUGGUUCUUUUCGUUCCAAAUAUGGCCAAUAGUCAAGUUCUUUUCAACAGUCGAGUAGCUGAAACGCUCGCAAAGGCAGGUCAUGAUGUCACAAUGCUGAUGAUAACCGCAAUUGAUGACUUUGACUCCAAAGACGUUAAAAUUAUGAAAGAAGUCAAAACUCAUCGAGUAAAUGCGUCCAGUGGCGUGAAAAAGAAGACUUUUGAAGAAGAACAGAGCAAAUUUGCAUUUGAGGAUUCAUCUGCAUGGGAUCCCAGAUUGAGAGAACACGUGAAUCGUAUGGCGACCUUUCUGAGCAUGUCUUGCCGAAAAAUGGUUGAAAACAGGGGAUUUUUGAAUUGGUUGGAGGCGGAAAAAUUCGACCUCGCAUUUUCUCAUAUGUACGACGUCUGUCCAAUCGGUCUAAUUCACUAUGCGAAGAUCCCAUCAUGGAUUUGGCUUAACAGUGGCGCUCAUAGGGACUUUAUGGCUUAUUACAUGGGAGUCCCAAGUAUUCCCAGCUACACUCCAACAAUGAUCAUGGAAAGCUCUGACCAUAUGAAUUUCAUAGAAAGGACAAAAAGUUUGAUUGGUCACACAUUAGUCCCAUUCGUGUGGAGAAGGAUAUUUGCGGAUGACGAGACGGCUAUUUUCCGAGAGCUGAUUGGCCCCGAUUUUCCUGAUUUAGUGGACGUAGCAAAGAAGUGCCCUCUGGUUAUGGUGAAUUUAAACGAGCUUUAUGAUUUUCCUCGACCAACAUUGGCGAAAAUUGCAAACAUCGGUGGGAUUGGAAUCCAGGAAAAGGAUGCAAAACCAUUGCCACAAGAAUUCCAAGAGAUAGUAGACACCGCUGAGGGCAUAGUGGUGUUUUCUUUCGGGACGGUAGCUCCUAGCCACAAAAUGCCUUCUAAAUGGAAAAUGGCUUUCAUUGAUGCUUUCAAACGUUUCCCCAGAUACCACUUCUUAUGCAAAUACCAAGGAACGGAUUUACAUGGUAAGAUCUCGCCAAAUAUUCACUUGUUCAAAUGGCUUCCACAAUCUGAUCUCCUACAAAACCCAAAAACAAAAGCAUUCAUUUCACACGGAGGGUACAACAGUGUGCAAGAGGCAAUCUCAGCCGGUGUUGCGAUGAUCACUAUACCCUCGUUUGGUGACCAACCAAAAAACGCUAAAAUAGCUGAAAAACACCAAUUUGCUGUCAGUAUUCGUAAGAGUGAUCUUAGCGCGGAUACGAUAGCUGAAGCUCUCAGUAAAAUACUUGGUGAUAAAAGCUACUCUCAAAAAAUCAGGCGACUCUCACAGAUGGUAAAGAAGAAGCCAGUAAGUACGUCGCACUUACUGGUCUCGUGGGCCGAAUUUGUGGCCGAGUUCAAAACGUUGGAUAAUCUCGUACCGGCUGGAAACAAACUCAACUUUUUCCAGUAUCAUUCUCUUGAUGUGGUUGCAUUCCUCCUACUUAUGCUGAAUAUCAUUUUAUACAUUUCCUGGAAAUUGCUGAAAUUCGUAACAGUGAAAUUAUAUUUGAUACUUUCCCGUUCCAAGAAGGAAAAGAGAGCUUGA